Messenger RNA from Mesoplodon densirostris (Blainville's beaked whale), 1365 nucleotides. It is a transcript of the gene IL17RB, whose product is annotated as interleukin 17 receptor B. The record is from RefSeq and is a predicted model, not a curated record. NCBI's taxonomy places the organism in Eukaryota, Metazoa, Chordata, Mammalia, Artiodactyla, Ziphiidae. Gene Ontology annotation, molecular function: interleukin-17 receptor activity.
AUGUCGCUAGUACUGCUGAGCCAAGCCGCGCUGUGCUGCGGUGCCAUGCCGCCGGAGCCGACGAUUCAGUGUGGCUCUGAACCCGGACCAUCUCCAGAAUGGAUGGUCUGACACACCCUGACCCCAGGAGACUUGAGGGAUCUCCGAGUGGAGCCUAUUAAAAGCAGUGUUGUGCUGGAGGACUAUUCAAUUUUGAUGAACAUAAGCUGGAUACUCCGGGCAGAUGCCAGCAUCUGCUUGUUGAAAGCCACCAAGAUCUGCGUGACGGGCAAAAGCCACUUCCAGUCCUUCAACUGCAUCAGGUGCAAUUACACUGAGGCCUUUCAGACUCAGACCAGACCCUCAGGUGGCAAAUGGACUGCAAUGCAAUUUUCCUACAUUGGCUUUCCUGUAGAGCUGAACACAGUCUAUUUCACUGGGCCCAAUGCAAAUAUGAAUGAAGACAGCCCCUCCCUGGCUGUGAACUUCACCUCACCAGCCGUCAACAACCCCGAGUUAAUUCUUGAUUUUUGUCUCACUCACCCGCACCAGAAGGAACUAACUCGAACUUCCGUGGUGGUUCAAGCGACUGGGGAAAGUGAAGGUGCUGUGGUCCAACUGACUCCGUAUUUCCGUACCUGUGCUUCAUUUAUGAGAUCAAGAUCCGUGACCAAGCAGGAUAUACACAAGAAGGGAAACAAAAUCAACGGUGCAAAAUUGAUGUUCAGAGUGCCAAGUGUGCUGGGUGGAUGGCUGCCCCUCCUCCUCUUGGCUCUGCUGGUGGCCACGUGGGUGCUGGCGGUUGGGAUCUAUCUGACCUGGAGGCAAGAAAGGAUCAAGAAGACUUCCUUCUCUACUACCACACUACUGCCCCCCAUUAAGGUUCUUGUGGUUUACCCAUCUGAAGUAUGUUUCCAUCACACAGUUUGCUACUUCACUGAAUUUCUUCAAAACCACUGCAGAAGUGAAGUCAUCCUUGAAAAAUGGCAGAAAAAGAAAAUAGCCGAGAUGGGUCCCGUGCAGUGGCUUACCACUCAGAAGAAAGCCACGGAUAAGGUCAUUUUCCUUCUUUCCAGUGAUAACACCACGUGUGAUGGUACCUGGCAAGGGGGGGGCAGCCCCUGUGAGAACUCCCAAGACCUGUUCCCCCUCGCCUUUAACCUCUUCUGCAGCGAUCUGAGAAGCCAGACUCAUCUGCACAAAUACGUGGUGGUCUAUUUCAGAGAGGAUGAUACCAAAGACAACGACACUGGGCUCAGUGUCUGCCCCACAUACCGCCUCAUGAAGGAUGCUACGGCUUUCUGCACAGAGCUUCUCCAUGCCAAACAACGUGUGUCGAUGGGGAGAAGGGUGCACGCCUGCCACUACAGCUGCUCCUCCCUGUAG